AUGGCUUCCGUGGAUGUGCCCGUACCGGACGAGCGCGAGAUGCCGAAUGACGGAUCUCCUAAGGAUGUGGCGCAGCCUGCAGACAUGGAAGAUACGGUUCAACAAGUGGCGGUUUGGAUGACUGAGCUGGACGUUCUGCAUGCAGGCCUCCUGCGCUUCGUCCACGCACACAAGGCCCUCCGGCGCUUCGGCCAGGCACUGCGAGGAGGGGUUCGGGACAAAGCCGCUCUUUAUGCGCGCAGCACCCAAUGCCGGGAAAAGGAAAACAUCGACGAAUUCUGGUCUCACUCCUGGCAUCAGGCUGCAUGGAGAAAGGUUCUCUGCCUUCUGUUCUUGAAGAAUGGCAUCGCUGCUGCGGGAAUUGGUUCCCUCCUAUCCUUGCUCGGCUUCCUGCUGUCCUUCAUGCAGAUCUUGCCUUCGUCUUUCGGCUUUGGUGGGAACGUGUCUUUCUGGAGUACCGCCUUUGGUGUGGUCGGCUAUCUGGCUGCUCUUGUAAAAUGGCCACACUCGGACAAAGUGUUCCUCGAUGUGUGCUGCAUACACCAAGGAGAUCAGCAACUGAAGGCACAGGGCGUCCUCAGCAUGGGAGGCAUCCUUCGGAGAUCGAACCGCCUGCUGGUGCUCUGGGAUGUGACCUAUGCGGAACGGCUGUGGUGCGUCUUCGAACUUGCCGCCUUCAUGCGUGCCAGCAACGGCAGCCGCAAUGUGGUUGUCAGGCCCACACUUCUCGGGACCUGCGCCCUGUCGAUCUUCUUCGCCGUGCUCAUCAUGGUGAUGAUUCUUGCGGUCAUGAUCUCGCACAACCGGGAAGGGCCGGAGUAUUUGGCCGUGAUUGGCCCUCUCCUGCUCUU
Messenger RNA from Symbiodinium sp. CCMP2456, 851 nucleotides. The record is from the annotation of a GenBank genome assembly. NCBI's taxonomy places the organism in Eukaryota, Dinophyceae, Suessiales, Symbiodiniaceae.